AUGACUUUUUUCUUUGCCUUUAUUUUGGCAUCUUUUGUCCCCAAAAUUGAUGCGGUUGUGAGUAAAGUACCCGCUCAUUCGGAAGCCCAUUUUCCAGGUGUACAAAGGCAUUCAAAUCCCCGAUCUGGGCAGUGGAAUUAUCGACCGAAGCUAUCGCUUCGAAAACUUUCCGGCGUUGAUAAAAAACGAGGACAAUUUCAAGGAAUGGUGCAACUUUAUGCCGCACUUCUUCAACGACAUGAGUCGUGCGGACGCCGAGAAAUGGGCCAGAAAUUUUUGUAGAGAUUACGGGGAACAAGACGCUUGCAAUACGUAUUUCAGCGACGAAAACAACAGAAUUCAACUGGUCAAUGCGACCAUCGAAUAUUACGAGGGGAAUCUGGGAUAUACGGCGGAUCAAAAGAAAACGAUGAGCGAGCUGCAGGUAAUUUACGUACAGUGGCGGACCUGACCCAGUGGCAAUAAACGUACCAUUUUGCAUCCGGGAAGUAUCAAAAAUGUGGCAAAAUGCUUCCCUCUCCAACUGAAAAAACUCCGAUUUCACGCGUCCGCAAUUUUGAGAGGUAAGGGACGUGCUCUUCAAAACGGAGGUUUUUUAGCUGGAGAGGGAGGCAUUUUGCCACAUUUUUUGAUACUUCCCGGACGCAAAAUGGUAUGUUUUUUUGCCACUGGAUCAAUUCCGUGGCCGUAUUUUUACUUUUAAAACACGAUUUUUGAGUCAGGGCACCAGCGGUGGUCUUAUUGUUAGGAAAAAAUCGAUUUUGAGAUUUUUGGCUUAAAAUAGUCGGUAGCACUUGUGGAAGAAAAGCGAAAAAUAUUUUUGCCCAAUUGUGCCCGGAAGGCAUAUUUUUUUACAAAAUACGUUUUUACACUUCAAAGCCACUGGAGGCCGAUGUGAUCCGACCACAGAGAUUAAACCGGGCAUACAGGGGGUUUUUGACACCCAGGAAUCUGAAAAUCGUAGCAUUUUUACCGUCAGAUUACUGUAACAUGGUCAUACUGUAAUCCGGUCGAUAAAAAUCGACGAUAACUUCUUUAGAUCAAAAAUGCCACAGGAUUUUAUUGCAGAUUCGGAAUCAGCAUAAAAUUCUGCUUCGGCUACAUGUAAAAUAUGUUCUAAAUUCCGUGGCCCAACCUCUGUAGUAUAGUGGUUGUGCGCCAGGAUUAUCAAUCUGGCGACCCAGGUUCGAUUCCCGGUGGCUGAAAAUGGCAGAAAAUGGACUAUAAAAGGGCGGAAACUUGGAAAAAAGGGAAAGUAAAUUACAGAAAAUUAAUUUUAUGCUACUUAGGAGCAGUUUAAAAGUUUUUGCAAGAAUUCCGCAUAAAUUACGGUUUUUAUGGAAAACGCCUUAUAGCUUGCCGGAAAGUGGAGCAAUCUGGUUAAAAUUUACAGAAGAGGUUACUGAGGCUUCCUACUACGAAAAUAAGUCCAUUUUUGCUUAUUUGGUUAAAUUUUUGGGAUAGCCUGGGUUUUCUUUCAAAUUCGGGAUUUUUAGAAGGCGAGCUGCGGCCGAGGUUUAUCGAACCGGACAAUAUUUGACCAAAAAGUCAUAUAAGAUUCACAAAAAGUCAUAUAAGGUUCCCUAACCGCACCGGGAUAACACAGCUUGUAUAACUUAGGCCGUCUUGCGCAUCCCACGAAAAACGGAGCGCGUGGACGCUCUAAUGGUAAAUCUACAUGAAGACUCAGUUGGUAAGGAACAGAGGCUAAACUACGGGGCUGUAACAUGCGUGCUUCCAUCUGAAAAUUAAACAACUGUUUUAUUUUGUUUUAUAUUGCAUUCCUCGGCGGAUAUGAUGAACAUUGGAUAGCAAGCGUUAUGUAGAUUCACCACAACUCUUUAGUUGCCAUUUGGGGCGAUCUUACGAAUGCUGUGAGGCGUUUUCCAUAAAAACCGUAAUUUAUGCGGAAUUCUUGCAAAAACUUUUAAACUGCUCCUAAGUAGCAUAGAAUUAAUUUUCUGUAAUUUAUUUUCCCUUUUUUCCAAGUUUCCGCCCUUUUAUAGUCCAUUUUCUGCCAUUUUCAGCCACCGGGAAUCGAACCUGGGUCGCCAGAUUGAUAAUCCUGGCGCACAACCACUAUACUACAGAGGUUGGGCCACGGAAUUUAGAACAUAUUUUACAUGUAUCCGAAGCAGAAUUUUAUGCUGAUUCCGAAUCUGCAAUAAAAUCCUGUGGCAUUUUUGAUCUAAAGAAGUUAUCGUCGAUUUUUAUCGACCGGAUUACAGUAUGACCAUGUUACAGUAAUCUGACGGUAAAAAUGCUACGAUUUUCAGAUUCCUGGGUGUCAAAAACCCCUGUAUGCCCGGUUUAAUCUCUGUGGUCGGAUCACAUCGGCCUCCAGAGGCUUUGAAGUGUAAAAACGUUUUUUGUAAAAAAAUAUGCCUUCCGGGCACAAUUGGGCAAAAAUAUUUUUCGCUUUUCUUCCACAAGUGCUACCGACUAUUUUAAGCCAAAAAUCUCAAAAUCGAUUUUUUCCUAAGACCGGGCCCCACUACUGGCUGACGCAGUGACUCAAAAAUCGUGUUUUAAGCUCAUUGUGUUAACAAGGGAAGCGUUCAAAGUCCGACGCGCGUUUUUUUUUUUAAAUUUUGCACACAAAUUGCGGAUAGGCCGUAUAUCGAUUUCUCAAAAGUUUAACCCGCCUUUUGCAAGAGCCCCCGAAAUAUUCAACGAUCUUUGCGGUCGAGAGAGCUCGCGAAAUACGGAGAGCGGUCAAAGAGAAACGCGUUUGGCCAUCUGUUUGCCAGUCAUUGAAAAAACUGAUUUUUUGUGGAAACGUUGGCCUCUUAUCACUGUAAACUAUGCACGAAAAAAGUUAUCUUUUGAAAAAACAGUCCCUUAUUUCCGUAGGGCUAAAAAUCUUCAUGCAUAAAAUUGCAAAUAGUCAUUAAAUUUUAGCCCAACUUUUAGAGUAAAGCUCUCCGUUUUUUCUACAAUACGCUAGAAUUUAGCAUGUAAUAGUCUGUCGGGAAAAUAAUGUAGAUUCAUGGCGCCUUAAAACGCUGAUUAUUGCUUCGUAACUGCUAGCGACGGCUGGAGAUUUGAUGUGCGACAGGACACUUUGCUGCGACAAAUUCAUAUUAUUUUCCCGACAGACUGGUGUUAAAAAAGAUUCAUCUCAAUUUACAACAAGUUGCAUUGAAGAGAUUGAAAUAUGAGAGCCGACAUUCUAACCCUUUCCUUGCAAAACUGUAACUUUUCUUAACGAUUCUUUUUUUAGGAGAUCCGCGCAACAAAAUGCUUGUCAAUUGCUGAGGAAUGCUAUGUCAGCAAUGGCUUCAAAUUCACUCUGACCUCGGCCGAACGAGACCAAAUGCGGCUGACCACCGAAGAUUGUUGGCAUCGACGACCGGUUCAGCUGAACUUUGCAAAGAAGACUUGCUAUGAGCCGUUGGCGGCACUCAAUCCUUUCCAGAAACUUGAAUCAUAA
Molecule: messenger RNA, 3433 nt
Organism: Bursaphelenchus xylophilus (pine wood nematode)
Lineage: Eukaryota; Metazoa; Nematoda; Chromadorea; Rhabditida; Aphelenchoididae
Source: the annotation of a GenBank genome assembly